Messenger RNA from Triticum dicoccoides, 1579 nucleotides. Its product is annotated as cyclin-A3-2-like. NCBI's taxonomy places the organism in Eukaryota, Viridiplantae, Streptophyta, Magnoliopsida, Poales, Poaceae. Gene Ontology annotation, molecular function: cyclin-dependent protein serine/threonine kinase regulator activity. The record is from RefSeq and is a predicted model, not a curated record. Bases 132 to 1274 code for a protein of 380 amino acids. The transcript has 8 exons. Gene Ontology annotation, biological process: mitotic cell cycle phase transition.
AAACCCGGACCGCGUACCCUUCUCCCAAAGCCAAAGGCACCCGCCGCCUCCUUCCAUCCUCCCCCCUGCCCAGGCCGCGAACCCUCCCAAACCCCCGGCCAAUCGAAACCCAAAACUCGACGGCGAACGCAAUGGAGCCACGCGGCUGUCGCCGGAAGCAGCAGGGGGUGGCGGAGGACAAGGAGAACACCGCCGGCACGGCGCCGCCGCCCCCCAAGAGGCCGCGCUGCACGGAGCGCAGGGCCCUUGCCGAGCUCCCCGCCGCAUCCACCGCGAACAACGCCUCGGCGGCGCCGACCGGGGCGCCGUCCAAGCCGAUGACGCGCGCGGCGGCCAGGGAGGCGGCCGCCGCGGCGGUGGAGGAGGAGGCGCGGAGGAGGGAGUGUUCCGCCAUUGCCGCCCGCCCGGCGGCCUCGAGGCAGACGGACGCCGGGGCGGCGCAGGCGUCGGUUGGCCCGUACGUCGCGGAUAUCGACGGUUACCUGCGGUCCCUGGAGGUUGAACAAUUGAGGAGGCCGAGGGAUGACUAUAUGGUGGCCAUGCAGAAAGACGUCAACGCCACUAUGAGGGGGAUCUUAGUAGAUUGGUUGGUGGAUGUGGUUGACGAGUUCAAGCUUCUGGUUGACACACUUUACAUUGCGGUUUCAUAUAUUGACCGCUUCCUCACGGCGAGUGUCAUUACCCGGGACAGGCUGCAAUUGCUUGGUGUCGCUUCAUUGUUUGUUGCUGCGAAGUACGAAGAGAUUCAUGUUCCUAAGUUGGACAAAUUCAGUGACAUUACUGACGGCACAUACACCAAUCAGCAGGUGGUGAAGAUGGAGGCUGACAUACUGAAAUAUCUCAACUUUCAGAUGGGGAGUCCCACCGUAAGAACUUUUCUAUUAAGAUUCCUAAUAUCUUGUCGUGGAGGCAAUUGUGCAAGUGCAAAAAGGUUGGAGCUUAUGUGCUGCUAUCUCGCGGAAUUGAGCUUGCUAGACUACGACUGCAUAAGGUUCCUGCCAUCAGUUAUUGCUGCUGCCUGUAUGUUCUUAGCCAGGUUCACAAUCAGCCCAAAGAUUCAUCCUUGGAACUUGACGCUGCAAGAGAAAACGGGCUACAAGGUCUCUGAUCUCAGGAGCUGCAUCCUGAGGAUACACGAUUUGCAGUUGGGCAGACAGUAUUCAAAUCUGAAGGCCAUCAGGAGCAAGUAUAGUGAGCGCAAGUUCGGGUGCGUGUCGAUGAUGGCCUCACCUGUAGAAAUUCCUGCAUCUCUCCUCGAAGACCUCGAUAAGUGAAAGGCUGACAACAUAAGAUGGAAGCAGGGAGCGGAUCCCUUAUUUUUGGUGCAAAGGGGGUUAAAAUGCUGAUUUGCUCAUGCAGCAUCUUUUGCAGGCUAAGGCAGAAAAUUCUAUCUAGCAAGAAUUUUUCAUGGCCACCUGUAGGUAGUUAGUCGUGCCAUUUUGGUUGCAUUUAUCAGUGCAGCCAUCUAGCUGUAUCUGUAAUCUGGUAUCAAGUGUGACCGGAAUGUUUUUGUACAGAGGUUAGCAUGUUGGUGGUGCCGUGGUCAAUGAUAAAAUUCAGCAUGAAAGCUUUCAGGCAA